AUUACCACCAUUUCAUUAGAACAAGCCCGGAUGUCAUUGUAUUUAAAUGACUUAAAAAGAAUUGAUAUUUCUACCAGGUCUCUCGAAGAAGUACAUGGAGAAACCUGGGAAGAUCAGGUCAUAUAUAUUAGGGAUAAGAUGUGUCAAAAUCGUCUUGAUCAGGUCUCCCUUCUUCAAUAUUAUUAUCUUUUGGGAGAAUGGUUGGAAGCUCAAUUUUGGAGUUCAGCUGCUAGAACAUUUAUUCGAAUUAAUUUUUCAAUUAGUGCUUAUCGUUAUACAUGGAAAGCAGCUUCACGCAUAUAUCAAUUGUAUUAUACCCGAGGUACUCAUAACCUUCUUACUGUUCAAAAUAUUAUUGCCAAUGCUUUAUUACGAUUGUCUGACAAAAAUUUUAAAGCAUUGGUAGAAGAGGCAUGA
Racocetra persica is the source of this 417-nucleotide messenger RNA. NCBI's taxonomy places the organism in Eukaryota, Fungi, Glomeromycota, Glomeromycetes, Diversisporales, Gigasporaceae. The record is from the annotation of a GenBank genome assembly.